This is a messenger RNA of Thrips palmi, 4342 nucleotides long. It is a transcript of the gene TM9SF3, whose product is annotated as transmembrane 9 superfamily member 3. Gene Ontology annotation, cellular component: membrane. Gene Ontology annotation, biological process: protein localization to membrane. The transcript has 11 exons. Bases 195 to 1940 code for a protein of 581 amino acids. The record is from RefSeq and is a predicted model, not a curated record. NCBI's taxonomy places the organism in Eukaryota, Metazoa, Arthropoda, Insecta, Thysanoptera, Thripidae.
CGACGUGGCAGUAGUUUGCGUUCGUCUGCGCUGCGGCCCGUUGUUGGCUGCCGCAAGAAAACUAGAAACAGAACCUGCCGCUGUCAAAACUCUUGGGAUAGAAGUUGCGUUUUCAAUGGAUAUCAGCUUUGAAGGCUAAUGCUCUGGUUAUAAGUGUUGCAGACCUCCCGCGCCCAGCUUGUCAGAGUUCAAAAAUGACGAACUUGUAUAUCUUGGCUUUGGUCUGCUUGUUUUGGGGAGUGAGAGGAGAUGAACACAACCAUCAAUAUGAAGACAAUGAUGAAGUAGUUCUCUGGAUGAAUACUGUUGGCCCUUAUCACAACCGCCAAGAGACCUAUGGGUACUUCACUUUACCAUUCUGCACUGGGCGUAAAGACUCCAUCAGCCAUUACCAUGAAACCAUUGGAGAAGCUCUGCAGGGGGUUGAGCUGGAAUUCAGUGGUCUUAAGAUGGAAUUCAAAGCUGAUAUUUCAAGAACUACGUAUUGUGAACUAGAGCUGAAUGAAGAAAAAUACAAGCAAUUUGUUUAUGCUGUCAAAAACCAGUAUUGGUACCAGAUGUACAUAGAUGACCUUCCAAUAUGGGGCAUUGUUGGUGAAGCUGAAGAAAAAGAUGGCACUACCAAUUAUUACAUUUGGACACACAAGAGGUUUGAUGUGGGUUAUAAUGGAAAACAGAUUGUCGAUGUCAACUUGACCAAAGAAAUCAAGCAUAAACUUACACCAGAUGCUGUCAUUCCCUUCACAUAUGAAGUCAAUUGGAAGCCAUCAAGUACUCUGUUUGAAAACCGGUUUGACAAAUACUUGGAUCCUAACUUCUUCCAGCACAGAAUUCACUGGUUCAGCAUUUUCAACAGCUUUAUGAUGGUUAUUUUCCUUGUUGGACUGGUGUCAAUGAUUUUGAUGAGAACUUUGCGCAAGGAUUAUGCCCGCUACAGCAAAGAUGAGGAAAUGGAUGAUAUGGAGCGUGAUUUGGGAGACGAGUAUGGAUGGAAGCAAGUCCACGGUGAUGUUUUCCGACCACCUUCUCAUCCACUGUUCUUUUCGGCUUUAAUUGGUACUGGUUACCAGGUGACCGUUGUUACCACCUGCGUCAUUGUGUUCGCAAUUCUUGGUGAACUGUAUACUGAGCGAGGAUCGAUGCUGAGCACUGCUAUAUUUGUUUAUGCUGCUUCAUCCCCUGUCAAUGGAUACUUUGGAGGUUCCCUGUAUGCUAGAUUUGGCGGUCGAACAUGGAUUAGGCAGAUGUUGGUCUCAGCAUCUCUGCUCCCAGUUCUUGUCUGUGGCACAGCAUUCUUUAUCAACUUCAUUGCAAUUUACUAUCAUGCGUCUCGUGCUAUUCCAUUUGGAACAAUGGUUGCAGUGACAUGCAUUUGUCUGUUUGUUAUUUUGCCUUUAACUCUGGUGGGCACAGUCCUUGGACGGAACUUGAAUGGGCAGCCAGACUUUCCCUGCAGAAUUAAUGCAGUCCCUCGGCCCAUUCCAGAAAAGAAAUGGUUCAUGGAACCUCUGGUCAUUAUUACACUUGGUGGAGUGCUUCCAUUUGGUUCAAUUUUCAUUGAAAUGUAUUUCAUCUUUACUUCAUUCUGGGCCUACAAGAUAUACUAUGUGUAUGGAUUUAUGCUCCUUGUUUUCCUUAUUUUAACGGUUGUCACUGUGUGUGUAACAAUUGUGUGCACUUACUUCCUGUUAAAUGCAGAAGACUACAGAUGGCAAUGGACAAGUUUUAUGGCUGCUGCCUCCACAUCUGGAUAUGUCUAUCUCUAUUCCUUUUAUUAUUUCUUCUUUAAAACCAAGAUGUAUGGACUGUUUCAGACAGCCUUUUACUUUGGUUACAUGGCAUUGUUCAGUGCAAUGCUAGGAAUUCUUUGUGGGACUGUGGGCUAUAUUGGAACCAGUGUAUUUGUUCGUAAAAUAUACUCAACUGUGAAAAUCGACUAAAUACUGCUGCCCAUGUGUCAUGUUAUGGACUGUGUGCUAAUUUGUACUGUGAAGACAGGUUAUGGGAAAGGACUGAUGAAGAAACUUAGAUCCUGUAUGUUAGAGGAACUAGAUUUUAGGGGAAUGGAUAUCAGCAAAUAGAAAAGAUUGGCAAUGCAAAUGCAGUUACUGUAUGUGGAAUUUUAUGAUACAUCAGAUUUAGAGUUCCUCUUUAAGAACCUAUUUUAACAAUUAAAAUCAUAUGAAAUAGAGAAGUUUUAGGUAUAUCUUUAAACUUGUGAAUAUUCUUGUGUGCUCUUAAAAUUUAAGAUGUUAUCACAAAAAAGACUCUGUAGGUUUUUAACUUAAGAGGAAGAUAUGCUGACUUUUUUAAAAAAAUAUGCAAGUGGUGUUUGAGAGGAGUUGUAUAUUGAUUGUACAUUGUUAACUUAAACAUUAUGAACCAUCACAAGAACUUUUGUUGAAUGUGUGAAUAUUUUGAUCUGUCUUUUUAGUGACAGAUGUGACAAUGAAGCAUUUCAAGUUGAUGUAAUGGAGCUAUUGUCUCUCAUCAGAAUGAUGACAUUGCUGUCCAUACUUUAGUUGAUGAGGGUUUCCUAGUGGUAGCAAUGUAGGCUUCUUCUGAUGAAUUGAUUAAUAAUGUGUUCAUGUGCCUCCCUCAAAUAUGAUGUUCUUCCAUUUAUUAAUUUAUGGGUUCUAAAUUGCUUACUGAAAUAACAGGGGGUUGAAAGGAAAAGUAGAGAUCCUUUUUUUUCCGCAUAAGUCCUGCUCCUUGUUUGGUUGAGUGGCCCAUAAAUCAAAUGCCCAUGCAAGGAAUAUGUGUACCCUUCUCAUAAGUUCCAAAUCUUUCUUUGUCUUAAUCUUGGCUUCAUUUUUUAAAGUUUCAAUCUUAAAACGAUUUGAUUGUUUAUUUUACAUUUUGCAAUGGAGGUUCUAUUGUGUUAAGUGAUUUUCAAAAAUUUGACUUCUUAAGAAAAGACUUAUGUAUUCCAUAACCCGUUCAAGGUUUAUUCGCAUGUAGCAAUAUGCUACUUUCUUACUGUGAUUUAACUGAUGUGUAUAUUGUGCUUGCUCGUCUAAAAGAUGUCUAAAAGAUAAUUCUCCUGUUUGCACAAAAUAUACAAGUUGUAUGUUUUAAGAGCCAUGAUUUGAGUAGUGGCAUUAUACCACAUGUUAGUAGGUUUGCACUGUUAGAUGUAUAUUAGUAUGUGAAGAGCAGGCAAUUUAUGUAAACAAGCUCUUAACCAACAGAAUUUGCACAUUACAGUAGUCCAUGUAGCACAGUUUUCUUUUUGUUUUUGUUUUUUUCUUGUCUGAAAUCUUGUCUUAACUAAAGCAAAGUUGUGCAAAGUAUCUUUGUUAGCAAUGUUGAAUACAACUUGUCGAACCCUAUAAUGAUUGUAGCUGAACUUACAGAGAGCUGAUUAUAUUUGCCCUUAAUUGUUCAAAGGAACUUGUGUACAGUAUUUCUUUGUAUUUUUUAUUGUCUUAUUGUUAUGUAAGUGCAGAAAAACCAACAAGUCAGAAUUGAAAAAAAAAAAUUAAAUUUUCUGCUCUCUUAGGGAUUGUAAAAAGUAAGCUCUACCCAUUACUUUAUUAAAAUUAAUUAUUAUCUGAGGCAUGUUUUCUGGAACAUCCUCAACCUCGCUGUAUUGACUGGCCUUCAGCAAGCUAAAGUUUUGUAUGAAUGAGCAAAAACAUUUUUAAGAAAAUACUUUGAAGGGAGGAAAACAAAGAACUUUGUGUCACUUCAUUUGCACAAAGGAAGAAAAUGUGUAAGUGUGUUAUGAAUUUUAUAAUUAGUUCAUUUUUCCACAUGUCCCACCAGAGUGCUAGAAAUGCAACCUUUAUUCUUCUGACAGGGCGUUUUUAGUCCCUCAUGUGUAGCCAUACUGCUUAACGUUUAUUUGGAUGCAUUCCCAAUGUGCUAGAUGGGUUUUAGCCAUUUUUGUUGGAGCUGUUUUGGAGUUAUUACUCCUGUAAAUUAAAUCAACUUUCUUCUUCCUCUUCUAGUCCUUAAUUAUCAAAAGCUAUCAUUGUCACAUGCCAAACAUAACUGAUAAGGCUUUGCACUCUCCCUGGUUCUAAAGCACUAGGCACUCUGCCUCACUCAACAACAGAGAAGUGUGCUUCUUUUAAAGUUAGAUUUGUGGGAACAGAAGAUUAGUAUGAAAAUAUGGUUCUCAGAAUUGGUGUAUGUGAGUGUGUUUGUGUGUGAGGGUGAAUACUGAUAAUGAGUAGCGUUACAUAGAGGAAAUUAUUUGGUGAUAUUUCCAUAGUUAGUCUCACAGUUUUGUUGUUGUCCUCUUAUGGUAGUUGUUGCAUAUGGAUUUAAGUGUGACUUUCUUAACUACUGUCUUUUUGUUGUCAUUUAAUUUAAUUAAAUGUGUCUUUAUGUAUAA